AUGAACUUUAACGUCUGGAAUGUCAAAGAGAUGCUCAGUGUUCCACCGGGCCCAGGGACCAAUAAACCAUCUAGUUGGAAUAACAAUCUUAAUGAUUACUCCAGCCUCACUGAUUCCCAGUUCCUCUUUGGGUCCCAAUUCUGUCCAGAGAAUUCACAAUCACUUUCAGCAUCUUUGGACUUCAAUGCCUACUUGAGACAUGCCAAAACUUCACAACAGAACUCUGAGGAUAGUGAACCUAGUAUUUUCACAAAAUAUCAGGCAAAACCCCAGCUGUUUGGGGGAGAUUCAAAGGAUGGAAAUUUACUUAUUCCUCAUUUACCUAUUGGAAAAUCAAAAGGUGUCUUGGAACAGUUUGAGGAGAAUAAGAAGAGAGCACAAGAUAAACAGGACAGGUAUGCAAACAUACCCAAAGACAGUGAGGCUCUAAACAGCUUCAUUUCCUAUGUCAGAGAAGGCAUGCACAGGUUGCAAACAUCAGUGGAAAAGUUAGAAGAAAAACUCAGUGCAAGAAAUCAGUCCAUUUUGGAUUCAGUGGAAGCAGUUGCUAAGACUUUGCAAGAGAAUGCCCAAGCCCACUGUGACUUACUGUUAGACGCUCUACGAGACAGGAGCAGAAUGGAGCAGACAGCCCAGGAGAUGGAGAAGCACCUUGAAACUAGAAAGGCAGAAUUUUUAGAUGUGAAAUCCAGUCUGAAGCAUCUUGAAGUCCUAGCAGCCGAACAGAGCAGACAGCAUCAGAGGCUGUGUGACCAAUUAGAUCAGCUCAACUUCCCCAAAGUCUUCGCUGAAAUGUAUUCACUUGGUUCAGAAGCUCGGUUACCCUUCCAUGUGAGUGAUGGAGGUUCUCAGACCCUUCCAGCUCUACUCCAGGCCUCCAAUCUCGCCAGAAAAGGGAAAUCAAUCUCAGAAUCACCAGAUACAGGUGAAGCUAUCAUGCUCCUUCCUCGCCUGAAUCCCCUCACAUCAUUAUACCAACGUGAAAAAUAUAGGACUGAGAAGCACGAAGUUGAAGGUGAAACUCUCAGGCGCAGUAGAAGUGCGGCCACUUUUUGGCUUGACGGAGAAAGUCGGAGCGUAAAGGAUGAAGCUGUGCAGACUGAUUUAGAGCCUCAGGCUCCUGCUAGGAGUUUAUCUGAGAAUCAUGACUCUAGCAGCAAGAUUUACAGGGAUCACUGCAGAGGAGACUUGAUGGUUCAAGAAACAUCUCAAUUUUCAUCAGUGACCAUGAAGGACUUGGUCACCAAGGCCAGGCCCGCGUGUAUUCUGCAGGAGUAUCAGCCGGCAGCUCUAGUGCUUGAACAGAAAGGCAAGAGUAUAGACAUAAGAAAAAGAGCAAAGAGGAAAAAGCCCAGGAAAGUCCAAAGAGGCACGUUUAUAAGAAGGAAGACUUCAGGCCUUUCCAGAAGUACCUCUGCUUUCAGCUCAAGAGUAGGGUAUCCCCAUUCUGCAGCCUCUAGACAACAAGAUGGGUUUCUGGAUCACGUGGAGAACCCCAGGCAACCCUUGCCCCUGCUGUGUCCCUACAAAACUCUAGAGCCUGGAGUGAAAGGAAGAGGAAGGGCAGAGAAGGUAGAAAGGGCAGCUAGCCCCCCCAGAGCAGCCAACAGCUUCUUCCUCUGUGAUUACUCUUCUCCCUUUCCAGACAGCACCGAGUGGGAUAAGCAGAUGAAGUGGUUCAGUGAUCUCAGUUCUGACAACUUGGGCAGCCCUAAAGCCCUGGAGGCUGAGGAAAGCAUAUUUUAUGCCGUUGCUUUUGACAGCAGUGAUGAUGAUGGAGACUAA
Molecule: messenger RNA, 1785 nt
Organism: Vombatus ursinus (common wombat)
Lineage: Eukaryota; Metazoa; Chordata; Mammalia; Diprotodontia; Vombatidae
Gene: IHO1
Product: coiled-coil domain containing 36
Exons: 7
Coding region: 1-1785 (594 amino acids)
Biological process (GO): homologous chromosome pairing at meiosis; DNA recombination; meiotic DNA double-strand break formation
Cellular component (GO): condensed nuclear chromosome
Source: RefSeq, a predicted model, not a curated record